AUGGACUUCCUCCAAGGUGCGACCCGCCGGCUGACAUCCCUCCUCCAACAACCACCCCCAGGACCCCGAUUACAGAUCCUCUCCGACAUCCACCUCGAAGUCGGCGAGCAGUACCGCACCUUCACCUUCCCCGCCACCGCGCCCUUCCUCGUCCUCGCCGGCGACACCGGCUACCUGAGCCACUACGAUGGCUACCUCGCCUUCCUCGAGGCCCAGGUGACCCGCUUCGAGCGCGUCUUCCUCGUCCUGGGCAACCACGAAUUCUACAAGGGGAGCUACGAGGAGACCAUCGAGGCGGCGCAGAGGCUGGAGCGCGAACCCUCCCUCCAGGGUAAGGUCGUCCUCCUGCACCGCCGCCGGUGGGACUACGACGGCGACGACGAGAACUUGAAGAACUUGACCAUCCUCGGGUGCACGCUUUGGUCCGCGCUACCGGACGACUCGCGCGAGCUGGUGCAACUGGCCGUCAGCGACUUCAAGCACAUAAAGGACUGGUCGGCGCAGCGGCACCACGACACGCACCUCGAGGAGGUGGCCUGGCUGCGCGGGGAGGUCGAGCGGGUAGCGGGGGAGGAGAAACGACGGGAGGUUCUCGUGGUGACGCACCACGCGCCGUCGAGGAGGGGGGUCGCGAACCCGCACAAGACGGGGAGCCCGUGGUUCGAUGCGUACUCUACCGAGCUGGUGGAUGGAGGGUGGUCGUGGUCGGAGAAGUGGCCCGGGGUGAGGGCGUGGGCGUUUGGGCACACGCACUACUCGGUCGACUUUGUGCGGCGGGGGAUCAGGGUGUAUGCGAACCAGAGGGGGUACGUGCUCCCGAACAGCACGGACGAGAAGAGGGAGAGGGAGCAGCUGGAGGGCAAGGCGGAGAGGAAGCCGCAUGGGUUUGAUCCGGCCGCGAGCGUGCAGCUGUGGUGA
Messenger RNA from Clonostachys rhizophaga, 918 nucleotides. The record is from the annotation of a GenBank genome assembly. NCBI's taxonomy places the organism in Eukaryota, Fungi, Ascomycota, Sordariomycetes, Hypocreales, Bionectriaceae.